This is a messenger RNA of Cavia porcellus (domestic guinea pig), 767 nucleotides long. Its product is annotated as cystatin-13-like. The coding region runs from base 277 to 705 and encodes 142 amino acids. Lineage: Eukaryota; Metazoa; Chordata; Mammalia; Rodentia; Caviidae. Gene Ontology annotation, molecular function: cysteine-type endopeptidase inhibitor activity. The transcript has 4 exons. The record is from RefSeq and is a predicted model, not a curated record.
ACAAAGGGGCUGUAGGUGUGGCCAGUCUGGGCCAGAAGCACAGGUGCCCAGAGUGCAGGCUCCACCAAGCCCCUGCCUGGCCAGGUGUCAACUGAGUGUCCUGGGACUGUAGUGGUGGGGACCAGAGCAGCGGCUUAAGUCCUCACAGUGAACCAGAACCAGCCCUGCUUCCAAGCACAGCCUCCAGGAGCUGGCUGAAGGUGUCCACUUGCAGAGGCAGCAGGGCUCCACCCUGGAAGCACAGCGUUCGUGGCCUGCACCUGUGGCUGCGGAGCUAUGGCCAGACUGUGCCGGGCCCUGCUGCUGUUCAUCACAGUGGCUGUGGCCCUCGAGUGCUGCACAGUGCAAGCCUGGGGUUCCCCGAAGGUGAUACGGCCAUUCCAGGACAUCCCCCCAUCCUACGUGUAUGUGCAGCAGGCCAUCUGGUAUGCCAUGAAGGACUACAACAAGGCCAGCAAGGACAAGUACAGCUUUCGUGUACUGCAGAUUCUAAAGUCCCAGGAGCAGGUCACAGACAGCCUGGAGUACUAUAUUGAAGCCAAAAUUGCCCGAACAAUGUGCAAGAAGGCUACAGGAGAAAAUGAACACUGCUUAUUUCAAAAGGAUCCCAAUAUGAAGAAGGAGAUUUUUUGCACUUUUAUUGUUAGAUCCAGACCAUGGAAAUUUGAGCUAUCCAUGCAGAAGAAGCAAUGCCGAGAUGCCUAGUGGCCUCCCAGCACCUAGCACACACACUUUCCUGUGUGCAAUAAAGGCCUGUGAGACAUCCA